Messenger RNA from Numida meleagris (helmeted guineafowl), 3288 nucleotides. It is a transcript of the gene ANKLE1, whose product is annotated as ankyrin repeat and LEM domain containing 1. The transcript is spliced from 8 exons. Bases 15 to 3116 code for a protein of 1033 amino acids. Gene Ontology annotation, molecular function: protein binding; endonuclease activity. The record is from RefSeq and is a predicted model, not a curated record. Lineage: Eukaryota; Metazoa; Chordata; Aves; Galliformes; Numididae.
GGGGGGGGGAUGCCAUGGGGACGCCGGGGGGUGGCUGGCGGCAAAGGUCAGCGCUGGGGCUGCUGCUGGAAGUGGUGGGGUGCUGGGAGGCACUGGGUGGUGCUGAUGCAGGGCACUGGGAGGCACUGGGCUGUUGUGCGCAGCGCUGCAUUGGUGCCGUUGCAGGGCGCUGUGCAAUGCUGGAGCACGACACUGGGUGGUGCUGGUGCGGGACACUGGGAGGCACUGGGCAAUGUUGGAGCGUGACGCUGGGUGGUGCUGGUGCAGGGCGCUGGGAGGCGCUGGGCAGUACUGGAGCAGAGCACUGGGUGGUGCUGGUGCAGGGCACUGGGAGCACUGGGCAGUACUGGCGCAGGGCAGUGGGCGCUGCAACCAAGGGUUGUGGCCACGCCCCUUCCGGUUGCCCCCACUUCCGGCGGGAGGGCGUGGCAACCCCAGGCGGCUUCCUAUUGGUCGCCUCGGCAGCCAAUCCGCGGCGGCGCGCGGGGGAUUCGAAGCGGGAGGCGCGUGCGCGGGGCGGCAUGAAUGGCGCGGGGCGGCGCGGGGCGCCGGCGGGAAAGCUGAGCGCGGCGCUGCGGGGCGGGAGCGAGGCGGCGGUGGAAGCCCUCCUGCAGCACGCGGCCGACCCCAACCUGCUGCUCCCGGAGGGGUUCGCCCCCAUCCACCUGGGCGCUGCGGGGGGGCCCGGGGGCGGCGUGCGCUGCCUGCGGCUGCUGCUGCGCUACGGGGGGGACCCCAACGCCAGGGCCGCCGAGGGGCUCACGCCGCUGCACGUGGCCGCGUCCUGGGGGAGCUGCGGGUGCCUGGAGCUGCUGCUGCAGAAUGGGGGGGACCCGGAGCUGCGGGACCAGGACGGGAAGCGAGCCGUCGACCUGGCGCUGGAGCAGGGCCAUGGGCUGUGCGUGCAGCUCCUGCGGGACUGGGCUCAAACUGAGGCCUCCCAGGGACCCAGGCACUCGCUGUCCAUCUUGUCCGAGGAUUACACCGAUGUGGGGCUGCUGAGCAGCACCCGCAUGUCCCAGCUGGAGGAGCCCGGGCUGGGGGGCAGCUGUAGGUCGGGGGAGCCCCUGUGCCGUGCUCAACCCCCCUCGGGUCCCUCUGUUGCUCCAUGGAUCCCAGAGGACCCAGCUUUGCCCCCGCAGCCCCUCGCAUCCAGCACGCUGCUUUGUGCUGGGGGUGAGCAUGAGGAGGUACCCCCGAGGGGGAGGGGGCUGUGCAGCUCCCUGCAGCCCAGAGUGGGGGCCGGGAGCCCCCCCCAGCCCCUGCGUUGCAGCAGGAACCGUGGGGUGCUGGAGGCUGGAACCAGAGGCCAUGACCACUGUGGGGACAGCAGCGGGGACAGCGAGUGCUUCGUCACUGCGAUGGAGACGCUGGAUCCCAGCGGUGCUGGGGGGUGCCCAGGAGAAGCCCCCUCCUCAGCGGGACCCUGGGAGCUGCCCCCCCAGAACCCCUCAGCUGCAGAGGAACUGCCUGCAUUGCUCUGGGGAUGCAGCCUUGAGCGCUCCCCCCCCCGCACCCUGGAGUUCCCUUGCAGCCCAGCUGGCACUGCUGCGGGGGAUGUCACUUCGCAAGAGCUGCAGCCCCCCCAGUUCUGCCACGUCACCCCCCGCACCAAGAGCCGCCUCCAGGCCUCAGCAGCAAGGCUCGGUGCCUCUUCCUCCUCCUCCUCCCUCUUUGAUGCCAGCCUGGAGAAGCCCCGCAGGCCCCCUCGGGUCAGAGCACCCAGGGGUGUCCCUAAGGACCCUGCCACCACCCCAGGGGACCGCAUCACCCUCAGUGGUGAGGACGUGUCCAGGGUGAACAGGGAACGCACAGCGUCUUCAGAUGACACCCAGAUCCUCCCCAGAACCCCCAGCCGGCCCAGCUCCCCCCAGGAGACCAGCAGCUCCAGCCCCACGGUGCUGCUAGCUCCUGGGGACCACGGCCGUGCCCAGAACCCUCUGUCAGAUGCUCAGGAAUUGCUCAGCCCUACUGUGCUGCUGGGUCCUGGGGGUCCCAGCCACCCCCUGGACUCCCCUUCAGAUGCUCAGGGCUCUCCCAGCUCCACGGUGCUGCUGCGUCCUGGGGACAGUGACAACCUCCAGGAUUCCCCGCCACAUGCUCAGGGCUCCCCUCCUGCCACUGACCCCAGAGUGCCGGAGCCAGGGACCCCACCGACGCCACGCUCACCCACGGGCCAGAGUCCCCACCGCCCCAUGGGACCCGAUGGAUGGCCACCAGCUGAGUGGCACGGUCCCGGCGCAGAGGCCACCAGCCCUGGGGACGGGGACCAAGUGCGGUCCAUGCGGGUGCUCUCUGACGAAGCUCUCCUCCGACGGCUGCGGGCGCUGGGUUACGACCCAGGACCCAUCACGGUGCUCACCCGGCGCGUGUACCUGCGGCGGUUGGAGGAGCUGAGCCGCAGCCCAGCAGGGCACAGCCCUGAGCUGGCAGAUGCGCUGCGCACCGGGCAUAUCCCCAACUGCACCGAGGAUGAGAUGGCGUUGGCUCAGCAAUUCGACCGCCCCGACCAGAACCGGCAUUGGCGCGAGGGGCUGCUCAAAGCCAGCUUCAACUACCUCCUGCUCGACCCCAGGACCACCCGGGACCUCCCGCUGCGCUGCCACCGCCUGAGCCCCAUGGAGUGCUUCAGGACCUUCGUCGACGCCGUCUUCUACGUGGGCAAAGGAACGCGUGCCCGGCCCUACAGCCACCUCGCCGAGGCUGUGAGCCAGCACCGCGUGGGGACCAGGAAGGUGGGAUGGGGUGGGCGUGGGGUGGGGUGGGUCGCACGGGGAAGGAGGAGGCUUCACGGGCAUGGGGCUGUCUCACAGGGCUGUCCCAACGUGCAGCGCAUCCUGGAGAUCUGGGCGAGCGGGCUGGGCGUCAUCUCCCUGCACUGCUUCCAGAGCAGCGUGCCGGCCGAGGCGUACACGCGGGAGGGCUGCUUGCUGGAGGCCCUGGGGCUGCGUGCCGUCACCAACCAGCGGAAGGGGAAAUGCUACGGCGUGGCAGCGAGCUGGCCCCCGGCACGGCGCCGGCGCCUGGGCGUCCACCUGCUGCACAGGGCAAUGCGCAUCUUCCUGGCCGAGGGCGAGCGGCAGCUGCGGCCGGCUGACAUCCAGGCUGGGCGCUGAGCCCCCCCCCCCCCGCCCCAGGAGCUGGGGGCACCCCCUGCUCUUCCCACGGAGGUGGGGGGGCUGCGUGCCGGGGGGUGGUUUUUACGUCGUGACCGAUGGCGAGAAUGUUUCUAUUUAUUUCUUCUCUACCCCUUAAGUGGUGAUGAGUAAAUGGCUGCACCGGCUCCGA